This is a messenger RNA of Pyricularia pennisetigena, 2286 nucleotides long. RefSeq lists its product as uncharacterized. The record is from RefSeq and is a predicted model, not a curated record. Lineage: Eukaryota; Fungi; Ascomycota; Sordariomycetes; Magnaporthales; Pyriculariaceae. The coding region runs from base 1 to 2286 and encodes 761 amino acids. Gene Ontology annotation, molecular function: RNA binding. The transcript has a single exon.
AUGGCCAAGUCUGGGAGCCAAAAAAGGCGUAGAGAGGCCGAGGCAAUCCAGGAGCAAGCAAUUGCGUCCGCCGCAGAAGUCCCAGGAACCACCACUGCCGCACCUCCUACCAAGAAAGCCCGAGUUGAAGAGCGCCGCUCACUCUUCGUGCGAUCUCUGCCCCCCAGCGCCACCAGCGAGACUUUGACCGAACUCUUUUCGCAACACUUUCCCGUCAAGCACGCCACUGUUGUCCUUGACCAAAAGACAAAGACCCCUCGCGGAUAUGGUUUCGUCACCUUUACUGACGCCGAGGAUGCGCUACAGGCCAAGGAGAAGCUUGACAACCACCUGAUAGACGGUCGCCGUAUGAGGCUGGAAAUCGCGGAGCCGAGACAUCGUGCCGCAACAAAGGCCGGCGUUGCUGUUGAAACGCCACUCGCUGCCGAGAAGCGCAAAAGGGAGGAAGAGGAGGCCGAGGAUCGCAAGCCACCCAAGUUGAUCAUACGGAACUUGCCAUGGAGCAUCAAGACCAAGGACCAGCUCUCGGCUCUCUUCCAAAGUUAUGGAAAGGUCCGAUUUUCCGAUUUGCCCAACUCCAAAGGCAAGCUGUCGGGUUUUGGCUUUGUGACCCUUCGGGGGAGGAAGAAUGCAGAAAAGGCAAUCGAGGGUCUGAAUGGCAAGGAAGUUGACGGAAGAACUAUCGCCGUUGAUUGGGCUGUCGACAAGGCUACUUGGGAGAAGCAGCAGCAGAACGACGAUGAUUCUGACACACCCAAGAAGGCAAAGACCAAGGAGGCCGACGCCAAGGCAAACAGCAAGGCCGAUCAAGCCAGUACAAAAACAAAAUCGAAAGGGGAUGAUGACUUUGACGAGGACGAAGAUCUCAAGAACUUCUUCGCCAACCAGGGUGACAAUCUAGAAGAUGAGGAUGAAAGCGACGAGGAUGAUGACGAAGAUAAGAAGAGCGACGAUGAGGAUGACGAAGAUGAAGAGGAAGGAGGGGCAAAUGUGAACGACGACGAGGAGGAGGAGGAUGCGGAAUCUGCCAAGAAAAAGGCGCAGACGACAGACAAUUCUAGCACACUCUUCAUACGGAACCUACCGUUCACCACAACCGAUGAGCAGCUCAAAGAGCACUUUGCACACUUCGGCGCCGUGAGGUAUGCCAGAGUCGUCAUGGAUCAUGCCACCCAAAAGUCGGCUGGCAAGGGUUUCGUUUGUUUCUUCAACACCGAUGAUGCAGAGUCGUGCCUUAGGGCUGCGCCUAAAUACCGGCCUGCUCCAACGCUGUCCAAGCAUUCCGUCCUCCAAGACGAGACAGUGGAUAUGAGUGGCAAGUACACUCUGGAAGGCCGUAUUCUGCAGGUGUCCAAGGCACUGAGCAAGGGAGAGGCGCAACAGCUCACGUCCGAGGCUGCGGCGGCGCGCGACUCGGAGGAGAAGGACAAGAGACGACUGUUUUUGUUGAACGAGGGCCAGAUACGCCCGGACUCACCCAUAUACAACCAGCUCCCUCAAUCCGAGAUCCAGAUGAGGGAAGCCAGCGCGAAGCAGCGCAAGAAGAUGAUCGAGAGCAACCCUAGUCUGCACCUGAGCUUGACGCGGUUGGCCAUCCGCAACAUCCCCCGCAGCAUGACAUCCAAGGACCUCAAGGCCCUGGCGCGACAGGCCGUCGUGGGAUUUGCCACUGACGUCAAGGCGGGCAAGCGUCAACCCCUCUCCAAGGAGGAGUCGAGACGGGCUGCCCGAACGGGCAAGGAAGCCGAGCACAAGCGUAAGCUGAAGCGUAGCGGUGUCGUAUCGCAGGCAAAGGUCGUGUUUGAAAGCAAAGACGGUUCCAAGGUGGCCGAGCCUAGAAAGGGCGCCCCCGCCGACGCCGGUGCCAAGAGCAGAGGCUACGGCUUCAUCGAGUACUCGUCACACAGAUGGGCUUUGAUGGGUGCGCGCUGGCUGAACGGCCACGCCGUCGAGGGCGGCACCGGCAAGAAGGCCACGCGACUCAUUGUCGAGUUUGCCAUCGAGAAUGCAAACGUCGUUGCCAGGCGGAGCGCAGCUCAGGAUAGGGCAAGGGGUCUGGCUAGGACAGAUGCGGCCAAGCCUCAGCUGAAAACAGGCGACGACAGCAAAAUCAAGGAUGAUGCCACAAAGACUCGUUCCGACAGGGCCCAGGAGGAGAUGCUGGAGGGAGAAGGCGAGAAGCCUUCAAAGUCGGCGGGUAAAAAAUUGGCAAUGAGGCAGCAGAUCAUAGGUCGCAAGAGGAUGAUGCGCAAGAAGAAGGCAGAGGUACGGAAAGGAAAGCGAUAG